Messenger RNA from Neltuma alba, 5052 nucleotides. Its product is annotated as probable disease resistance protein At4g27220. Gene Ontology annotation, molecular function: ADP binding; ATP hydrolysis activity. NCBI's taxonomy places the organism in Eukaryota, Viridiplantae, Streptophyta, Magnoliopsida, Fabales, Fabaceae. The record is from RefSeq and is a predicted model, not a curated record. Bases 142 to 5052 code for a protein of 1636 amino acids. The transcript is spliced from 9 exons.
AGGAAAAGAAGAAGAACUAAAAGUAGUGUUUAUGUUUAUGGGUUACAAGAAGAUCAAAUUUCCGAGAAGAUUAUGAGCAUCUCAAGUUAUCUAGCUGGAGAUUGAACGAUACUAAACCUUCAUUGGGUUUAUUCGCUCAAAAUGGCGGAAGUUGGUGUCUCUAUUGUGUCUGAAAUAGUGAAAAAGCUAGUGGAUGCAGCAGUAAGUCAAGCUCGUUAUUUAUUUUGCUCCAGUACGUACGUUAAAGAGCUUGAAAGGGAAAAAGAGAACCUGCAAUCAAAAAUUGAAAGUGUUACCGAUCUUGCUAAAGAAUCAGCCAAGAAAACUGAGAAGAUUGUCCGUGAUGUUGAUAAGUGGUUGUACAAGGCAGACUAUUUGAUAGCAAGAGUCGUGGAGUUGGAAGAAAAUGCAAUGAAAAGAAAUAAGACACCUUGUCUUUUGCAUUGUGGUAACUUUAUUAGGCAUUAUAAUUUUGCCAGGCAGCUCGAAGAGAAAAGCAAAGAGAUUAGGAGGCACAGUGAAGUUCAAUUCGCGCAGUUCUCUCGACUCGCUACCCUCAUAGGCAUGAACUAUUUUGCUUCACAAGGUUUCCUCCACUUCGACAGUAGACAGAGGGCAUACAAUGAACUUUUGGAGGCACUAAAAGAUGAUCAAGUUCGCAUGAUUGGAUUGCAUGGUAUGGGGGGAUGUGGGAAAACGAUGUUGGUGAAGCAAGUGGGCCAAGAAGCCGAGCAAUUUUUUGACAAAGUUGUCUUUGUUGUUGUCUCUAAUGUCAUUGAUGUUAAGAAAAUUCAAGGGCAGAUUGCAGGCCAACUAAGUUUGGAAUUAAAAGAGGAAGAGGAGUCAGAGAGGGCUAGACGAGUGUUCAUGAGAUUGAGAAGUGGAAAGAGAUUUUUGAUAAUUUUGGAUGAUGUAUGGGAAAUGCUUGAUUUCAAAUCCAUAGGGAUUCUUGAUGUUGAAAAUCAAUCUGGGUGCACUGUUCUUAUAACAACACGAAAAUUUGAUGUAUGCAGAUUGAUGAAUUGCAAACAAACUAUUUCCUUAAAGGGUUUAGAUGAGAAUGAAGCAUGGACUCUCUUUCAAAAACAUGCUGGGAGCUUUGAGGACAACUCUAGUACAUUGAAGGGUUUGGGAAAAGAAAUUACAAAACAAUGCGAUGGUUUACCUAUUGCAAUUGUUGCUUUGGCGAACGCUUUGAAGGGAAAAACUCAAAUUGAGUGGGUUGAAGCAUUGGAAACAUUGAGAGAUUCGAGUUGGGUGGAAAUUGAAGACAAUCUAAGAAACAUUUAUGCGUGCCUUCGGUUAAGCUAUGAUAAUUUGAAGGAUGAAGUGGCCAAAUCACUCUUCUUGUUUUGUGCUGUAUUUCCACAAGAUUAUGAAAUUAUAGUUGAUCAAUUAGUCCUAUAUGGAAUUGGGCUAGGUCUAGUUGAAUCUCACUCAUAUGAAAGGGCCAGAAACCAAUUGAUUAAAGCAAAAACAAAGCUUAUAGAUUGUUGUUUGUUGCUUCAAGUUAGUGGAAAGCCUUCUAUUAAAAUGCAUGACUUGGUGCGUGAUGUAGCCUUGUGGAUGGUAAAGAAACAGAUUAAGUUGGUCCCGGGACGUAAAUGGAGUCCAAAUGCAUUUCAAGAGGAUAUGAUUACAAGGGAUAUGCUGAGAUACUUAUGGGUCAAUAAAAUGGAUAAACUUUCACAUAAGCUAGAGUGUCCUGAACUUGAGUUUCUUCUCAUCUCUGUGAAGUCUCAGACCCCUAUAGUUGUAGCCAAUGAUUUUUUUGAAGGUAUGAAGAAGCUUAAAGUUUUAGUUCUUGAAAAUGAAAAUAAUUUUGAAAAACAAUCAGUUCUACAAUGGUCAAAGUUACUCUCUGUGGUAAGCAAUCUACGAUGCUUGUACCUAAAUCAAUGGCUAUUAGCUGACAUCUCUUUUUUACGAAGUCUAGAAAGACUAGAGUCUCUCAAGUUAUGCUGUUGUUAUUUCUUUGAAUUAUCCAAAUGCAUUAUAGAACAGAAGAACUUGAGAUUAUUGGAUAUAGAGAGAUGCCAUAUUCUAAUGAAUCCUUAUAAAGUCAUUGGAAGAUGUGGGCAAUUGAAAGAAUUGUACUUCUGUGAAAAUUAUGGAAAAGAUUGGGAGGACCAGGCGAAAAAAUGUGCAAAAUUCUUUGAUGAAAUUAAUAUUGCACCAGCAUUGGAGAGUUACUGUAUAGAUUUGGGGGAAAAUUCUGGGGAUUUUUAUCGGCAAAAACUUCCUAUUACAAGAAGUUUAUACGUUGAAGAAUUUGAGACUUGCAUCUCAAAUGCGACAAUUAAGGAUCUCAUGCAAAGAGCAGAAGUUCUUUCUUUAGGGGGAAUUCAUGAAAGCUGUAAGAAUAUAAUCCCUGAUGUAUUUAAAACAAUAGGAGGAGGUAUGCAUUCUUUGACUCAACUUUCACUUUGUUUUUGUGACAAAAUAGAAUGUGUGAUAGACAUUGGAAAUCAUUUGGGUCAACUUGGAAUUAUCUCUAGAUUGACUCACCUAACUAUCAAAGAGAUGAAUUGUUUGAAAACUUUAUGUCAUGGUCAACCUCCUUCGGGCCUUUUUGCAAACUUGGAGGUCCUGGAUAUAUGUGGUUGUCAUUCACUUCAGAAUAUAGUAGCUGAUGAAGGGACUGAAAUAGUUGUAGCAGAUAGUGAAUAUCAAAUGACAUUCCCAAAAUUAAAGACACUAAUCAUCUAUCAGUGCACUCGGCUAGAAUACUUAAUGCCUAACACUUUUGCUCAAAGCCUUACACACUUGGAGGUUUUGGAUAUAAGGAGAGCUAAUAAAUUGACAAGUGUGUUUGUCCAAUCCAUUCACAAAGAACCAAGUCCAGAAAAUUUUCAACUGAUAGAGUUUUGUGCUUUAAGCUACCUAUCUCUCAACAACUUGCCAAAUAUCAUUAGCAUUUGUCAAGGAAAUUAUCAUCCAACCUGGCCAUCUUUGAAAAGCUUAAACUUGGGAGGAUGUCCACAGUUAGACCUCAGGUCCAUCAAUUACUGGCUUGUUAUCUCUGGGCUGAGACAAAAGGAUUAUGAAACAUCAGAGGAACUAUAUAAGGCAAUGGUGACUCCGCUGGAAACUUUGCAAUCACUUAUUGUGCAAAACACUAAAAUAGAAGUUAUUUUUGAUGGCGAAGGGCUUUCUAAUAUUGAACAACGAGUGACCUCAAGUUUGCACUACCUUCGAUUGCAUGAGCUACCAAAGUUGAGCCAUAUAUGGAAGGGUCCCAAAGACUUUUUACUCCUUCAAAAUCUUGGCAAGUUAAUAAUACAAGAAUGUAGAAAUUUGAAAGUUAUCUUUCCUACAUCUGUCUCAAGAUGCUUGCAACAAUUGAGGGAACUCGACAUCAGGAAGUGUGAAGAAUUGGAGGAAAUAAUUGAAGAUGAAAGUCUAAGUCCAUCAAAUCCUCAUCCACUUGUCUUCCCAAAUCUAAGUGCAAUCUUCAUCAGACAUUGCCAUAAGUUGAAACAUGUAAUUCCUAUCUCUACAAGCCAUGUGCUUCCCAAAAUAAGGAUCUUAUUCAUACAUGGAGCAUCAGAAGUAGAGAAAAUAUUUAGAGAUGAGGAAGGAGAGACAAGAGAGAUCAGAAAGGAGAAUCUAAUUCCAAAUUUGGAAUAUGUAAUAUUGUGGCAACUGCCUAAACUCAACACAGGAGGUCAAUGGAUUGACUUGCGAACUGUGAGGUACCUUUUAGUGCAACAAUGCCCGAGACUCAAUAUCACUUCCACUAUUACUCCUCGGCAGUUGCAACAAAUAUUAGAUAAUGAGAAAGCAGCUUAUUGGGAUGACCGUUGGGAGUUAAAGUUUGUGUUGGAAGAUAUUAUUGAAUCCAAUGAAAAAUGUAGCAGACAAAUGGAAUCUCUUUCUUCUUCACAUGCUCAGAACAAUAAGCAGAACUUGACACCUAUUGCCUCACCAAAAUCAGCAAAGAAUGUUGAAGAGUCAAGAGAUGAAAAGUCCCUGGAGCUGAACAUAGCAGAGGAAAUGAAUGUUCAAGGAAGCAUUGAAUCAGAGAAUGUUAAGAUAGUUGCUUCAUCAGCUCAUUCAGAAGCAACUAGCUCACUCAUUGGCUCCUCUACUCUAUCUAUAGCACUUCAGCAUAAUAAGAAAGAGUCAAAAGUUCAAACUACUCGAGAGCAAAACAUAUCAAAGGAAAAGAGUGUUCAAGGAAGAGUUGAAGAGGGUACUACAUCGAGGAAUGUUCAAAUAUUCACUACAGUAGCUCAUUUAGAACCAGCAAGCUUAGCCAAGAUUCAAAGUGAAAUCAAGUUCAACCCAAGGGAGUUGGAUAUUGAUAAAGAUGGCAAGUUGAUCCCUCUAAAAAAUCUUCAAGACUACAAAGAUGAUGAUCUCAUUAGUUUUCUUCAAUCUAUGGAGGAUCAUUAUGGUAGGGAAUCACCAUUCUCAGCCAUUCGUACAGUUGCUGCAGAUAAAGAUGAGCUUGUUGCAAAGGCACUUGUUGACUUGAAAGACUACUUGAAGAUGCCUCUUAGGGACAUAGCAGCCUCAGAAGCCAAUAGUCUUCGCCUGCAAACUGCUCUCAAUUUUUUGUCUCGUCUUUCUUUGGAAGAUAUAGCUCUUUCCCAUGGUGUGAAGGCUUUAAUAAAGUCUAUGCACAAAGAUUUUCCUAGUAUCAUAUCUUGUUUCAAGCAAGCAUUUGCUACUGCCAAUGAAUUUGUAGUGCUCGAAGAAAGAGAUAAAAGAAUCAAAGAAGAACUAACUCAAAGGAAAGAGGCUGCCAUUGCUCUUGUUUCUAGAAUAUCUAAGACCCAGAAGUCAAUGGUUGAAGCUCGAGCAAAGAAAGCUAGGUUGAAGGAACAUAUCACUUGGUUGGAUAAAGAAAUAACAGAUUAUGAGGUUGAGCUGUCGCGUCUACAAGAGCAGAAAAGGAAAUGUAUUGCAGAAAAUAUAGAAUUUAUGAAAGAGAUUGAGGUCAUGAGAAAGGAAAGUUUGGAGAUGGUGGAAGAUCAAACAAAUGCUCGACAAGAGUGUUUCAGAUUGAUCAUAAAUGGUCAGUCAUGUGUAGCCAGUUUGAGCUAG